AUGAUUUUGGACUUUCCUCCGGAACUUAUUCAGCUUGUUCUGCUCCACUGCACCACCCCCGCAUUUCUUCAGAUAGCAUUCACCUGUCGUGCUCUGUAUGAGAUUGCUUCCAGUUGUCGAGAGGUUCUCGUUUCUCAUCUACUUCGGACCCCUGGGCCACCACUGGAUGUCUCCUCUCUUAGCACGAGUGACAUUUUCCCUGUUCUAAGAAGCCGCGCGGUCAAACAGCUAUGUGACAGCCAAUACAAUGCAAACUGCAUAAUACUCGAGUGCGGAGAUACAAGACCCAAUGUCAAGGCAUCAUCAUUCGCGGUGUACGGUGAUGAUACCCUUGUUCUGUUCACCUGCCGAGACCAACAAAACGUUGUCCACAUUUUUCGGGCCCAGCAUGGGCAGGUUGCGCUACUCGGUCGAGUGAGGCUUCCCUGGAUUCGGCCGGGAUCAGCUGAGAUACUCAAGACAGCCUUUGACGGACACGACUUGGUCUAUAUACUCUACAGAUUUAUUCCUGAUGUAGAGGAACCCAGCUCUAGUCCAGAGCAUAUCUUCGUGAAGCAAGCAAGGGAUUUCGGUGACAACGGACAAACGGUUUAUCUCACCUGCCACUCUUUACAAGCCCCAAACGAGCCUGUGAGAGUAUGUGCAUUUCCCGAGCACGGGCGUUCCGAACCAUCGGCUCUAGCUGUGGCUGACGGCGGUGCCUUUGCAAUCUCAUGGUGCCAUCCCAUGCUUUCGACCCACAGUGUUGUCUACUACACCAUCAAGGUGGGGUCAGAAUAUGACGUUGCGCCUGAUAUUGUUGGAUUCUUCCACACGCCUCGCCUAUUACACAAAUGGCUGGGAGGACCGCUUGUCACAGAAAUGGCAUUCAAUGACCGAUCAAGUCAAUUGCUAUACUCCUACCCCGCAAAAUCGCUCUAUGCAUCUUUUCAGAAGAUUGACCGAGCUGGGUCUCCGACCCUGUAUGAAAACUCCAACCCUGUUGACUUUACGGAUGACCUGAGUCUUCUCUUUUCGAUUGGCGUUCCUUUUUUCGGAACCCACGAGACGAAUACUCAAAAUGGCUUCGAGGUUUGCCGAUGGAGGUAUCUCUCCCUGGGAAUCGCCACGCACCGCGAGGAGAAAUGGACCGUUGCCUGCCUCCUAAGGUCCGAAGCCACCUGCCGGGCAAGGACAUGCGGGCAUCAGAUGAACCUUGAACGUGGCCGGCGCCUGCAGGACUGGACAGUCAUGGCCCGGCUCUGGGGAUUCCGCGACGCAACCGACUCCUCCCUCGGCUGUAGAGUUGCGGCCUCGAGAUUAGGAACUAGGAUUGCCGUUGCAAACUGGGAUGUCAUCUACGUUUGGGCGUUGCAGCCUGGCGCUCUCAUCGAUGGCGAUCCCGAGGCAUACUAUGACCCAUCUUGGAGGUCUACAAGCACGGGGCAAAUUGAGCUGCAACCCAUUGUCCUAAAGCUUGAUGCAGUUUGCUUCCAGCUUCGCUUUACGAAAAUUGAAAAUGAGCUUGUUGCCAUUACGGAUCGGGGAAUCAUGUUGUGGGAUCUCACGCCCUCUGGACGAGGGAGUAAAUCUCGACGGCUACUGGAUGUCCGGGACACCAUCGCAUGGAGUUGGUGGUUAGUUUCUUUAAUUUUCGGUGUUGACUAG
This is a messenger RNA of Aspergillus calidoustus, 1647 nucleotides long. The record is from the annotation of a GenBank genome assembly. NCBI's taxonomy places the organism in Eukaryota, Fungi, Ascomycota, Eurotiomycetes, Eurotiales, Aspergillaceae.